Molecule: messenger RNA, 1845 nt
Organism: Chaetomium strumarium
Lineage: Eukaryota; Fungi; Ascomycota; Sordariomycetes; Sordariales; Chaetomiaceae
Product: N2227-like protein-domain-containing protein
Exons: 4
Coding region: 153-1559 (468 amino acids)
Molecular function (GO): S-adenosylmethionine-dependent methyltransferase activity
Source: RefSeq, a predicted model, not a curated record
CUCAGGGCCCUUGGCGUGGGGUGUUGUCCAUCAAGGUUCUCACAUGGGAUGCCACGCGACUUCAACAUGUGCUCCGUACGCAAAUUUUGCUUGCGCCAAAGGAAACAGUCAAUAAUAUCAGAACUUCCAGCCGCAAUUCAUCCUGUCUAACUAUGCGGCCAAUAACCUGGACCGUGGCCGCUAUUUGCUGGCUCUGCGGCUCGAUUGUACUAUGCGGUGAAGAUCCGUCAGGAACAGGAGGGGACGGGGCCUCAGCAGAAGGGUUAGUGGGUGUUGAGGCCUUGGACCCGCAAUACCUCGUGUACCAGAUCCGUCAGAUGGAGGUUCUCGCUGAGGAUGCAUCUUUGUUAGCCAAGCCUGACACUGAGCGGCAUCUGAAAGAGAAGGAAAUGCUGCGGCAGAGACUGGACAAGAAACAAGGUGUUUGGAACGAGCAUCACCCGCGCCACCGGCUGCUUGAGGCCCUUCGCGGAUUCUCUGCGUAUGCUGAGACUCAACAAACGGAGCUCAACCGGCUGAAGGGACUGUACCGUCAUGUCUCCAAGCAACAGAAGAAGGUUCUUGAGCGAGACGUCAAGUACAGCCAGAAGUUCACAACAAUAUUCCACCUCCUGGAGCAAAACCAGCAGCUCUGUAGCGAGGUCGUACGCAACGGCCUAGACUUCUACGAGAUUGAGCAGCAAGAGUUGGACGAGCACAUCCGAUCGAUGAAAGCCGCCGGGCGCGCACCUGAGAGAGUGAGCGUGUCGCAGGCUUUGAAGCACUUUAUCCGAGACUGGGCCGCAUCCGGGGCCAACGAACGAGACGCGGCAUUUCCUUGCAUCUUGGGGGCGUUGAAAAAGCUGUUCCCGACUUCCAAUGCUGCAGAUCAAGAAGUCAAGGUCCUCCUCCCCGGAGCCGGCGUGGGACGGCUGGGGCACGAAGUGGCCCAACUACCAGGUCUCCAAGUAACAAACAACGAAUGGUCCGCCUACCAGAACCUCGCCUACCGUUUCCUCACUGCGCAUCCACACAACCUACCCAACAGCUCCUCAAUCCACCCUUUCAUCGACUCCUGGUCGCACCACCGCACCACCGCCGACAUGUUCCGCCCGAUCUCCUUCCCCGACGUCCCGCUCAAUCCCCAGUCCGUGCUGCUCGUCGAGGGGGAUUUCACCACGGCGUUCCGCGAGGACGAGUAUACCGGCUCGUACGAUGUGGUCGUCACACACUUCUUCAUCGACACGGCGCGCAACCUGAUGAGCUACCUAGACACCAUCACGCGAGUAGUGAAGCCGGGAGGGUACUGGAUCAAUUUUGGACCGCUGCUCUACGGCUCGGCACCCUUCGUGCAGCUGACGCUGGAGGAGAUCGUGAUUGUGGCUGAGGGGAUGGGAUUCGAGUUCCUCGACCUUGAAGCAACAAUGCCGCUAGGCGGGGAUGGUGAAUGCCGGCUCGAAGAGGUGACCUUGCCGGGGAAGAGGGUGUACGGGGUGGAGGCGGUGUAUGGGUUUGAUGAGAGGGCGUUGACCAGGAAUGCUUAUCAGGCGCAGUUCUGGGUGGCCAAGAAGAGAGGUUGAGGAUGGACGCCUGUCAGACCGGCGGUUGACAGGGGCUUGCAGUUGUGGACCGGUCAUGUCACCAACUGAACGUUCUCGAACUUCGUCCGAGUUGCGGAAAGGACAGUGCUGGGCAUGGAUCUCUUGACAGCUCGCGCCAUCUAGUGUGGCAGCCAGACUCACAAGGUCACUGCAUCUGUUGGUUGCCCUUCCUCCUAGGCGCCGGCACCGCAGGCAAAGUAGUCUUGGGUAGUAAGGUAGUGAAGAUUGACAAGUCACGCGUGUGGGAGACAAUCUGGUUUCAACG